This is a messenger RNA of Letharia lupina, 225 nucleotides long. RefSeq lists its product as uncharacterized. The transcript has 3 exons. NCBI's taxonomy places the organism in Eukaryota, Fungi, Ascomycota, Lecanoromycetes, Lecanorales, Parmeliaceae. The record is from RefSeq and is a predicted model, not a curated record. The coding region runs from base 1 to 225 and encodes 74 amino acids.
AUGUCCAUUCUCGCAAGCCCAAGAGAAGAAGAGGAAGAAGAUGAAGGGGAGGAGGAGGAAGAGGAAGAGGAAGAAGAGGAAGAGGAGGAGGAGGAUGAAGAGGACGAAGAAGAGGAGGAGGAAGAAGAAGAAGAUGAAGAAGAUGAAGAAGGUAAUAUAUACACUGAGCCGGACGAUCAUAUGGAUCCAGGCUGUUGGCAAAAGUUCGUCAAGAAGAAGAAGUAG